This is a messenger RNA of Sturnus vulgaris (Common starling), 3281 nucleotides long. The record is from RefSeq and is a predicted model, not a curated record. NCBI's taxonomy places the organism in Eukaryota, Metazoa, Chordata, Aves, Passeriformes, Sturnidae.
UCCUGGGCUUUGACUGGGGAAAGUACCUGCAGGAGCACAGCUACAAGGCAGCUCCUGUCAGUUGCUUCAAACACGUGAGUUCUACUUUGCUGUGCAUGACAGGGCACACAGGAUGUGUCUUAUACACAGGGUCUUAUGCUCCUGUGACAGGUGGUGAGCAGGGGGUUAUUGAGACCCAGGUGAUGCAAGGAAACAAGUUAGAGUUUCUUGCAGCUGAGAAUGGGAGUCUCACAAAGGGUCCGGGAGUCUGGGGGGAAGGAAGCAGAGGGGGACUUGAUAGAAGCACUGCUGAUAGUGAUGCCUAAGAUUUUUAGCUUUUUAUGUUUUUCAUGUAUUUGUAGCUUUGUAGAUUGCUAAAGCAUGGCUGUAGCUUCUAGUAUUUUUCCAAUUCUCCCUACAUUUAAGAACAAUAAGUGAACUUUAUAAACACAUUCAGAAAUAUCAUAGUCUUAUUCCAAGAAGAGAACCAACUACAAAAACGUUGUUUUCCAACCAGAAUAUGAACCAGACAUAACAAAAGUGGGCAAAAGAAAUCUCUGGACUGCUUCCAGUGGGUCAGAACCCCAAGAAUUAUUAUCUAACCAACUAUGGUUUUAACUGGACAGUAUAUGAUCUGUAUGCUAAUCGACUAACCUUAUAAAAAUUGUAGAAUUUCUAUACUACAUGUGAUUUUGCCAUAUUGUGUACCUGAAAGCCUUCAAGUAAAGGUUUCCUUUUGUAUUCACUCUAAGAUUGUUGGGAAGAUCUAUUUUCUAGCAUCAGUAGCAAUGGCUCAGUGCUGACUGGGAACAGAAUUAGUUCUGACUGAGGAUGAUAGUGGGAAGCUAAUUUUGUAAUUUGUAUGGCUGAGUACAGCCCAGGAUCAUGUGCAGAGAGGAAUUCAGUUUAUGUGAGCCUGGCAGUAGCUGCCCCUCCAGCAUGUCCCAUUUUUAUGAAACUUGUUAUAUUCCUUCUGAGUUGUGGUCUGAUAAUACUGACUGCAUUUCCUUUUUCUUGAAGAUAGGUCAGGCAGACAUGGCAUUUUUAUUGAUUGUUAAGUGUUUUUAUGCCAUAAAGGAACAGCAGCAGCUACUUUGGAAUAAUAGGACAUCUGGUAGUGAAACAGUGCCUCUCUUUGAUCAGUGGGAUGAUGUGGUGAAAGGUAUGAAAGUGGAAGUGUUGAACAGUGAUGCUGUGCUCCCCAGCCGUGUGUACUGGAUUGCAUCUGUCAUCCAGAUUGUAGGAUACAGGGCCCUUCUGCGGUAUGAGGGCUUUGAGAACGAUGCUGGUCACGACUUCUGGUGCAAUUUGGGCACAGUGGAUAUUCACCCCAUUGGCUGGUGUGCCAUCAACAGCAAAAUCCUGGUACCACCACAAACUAUCCAUGCCAAGUACACUGACUGGAGAAGUUACCUCAUGAAAAAAUUGGUGGGAGCUAGGACCAUCCCAGUGGAUUUCCACAUGAAGAUGGCGGAGAGCAUGAAGUACCCGUUUCGGCAAGGCAUGCGGGUCGAGGUGGUGGAUAAGAACCAUGUGUCCCAGACACGUAUGGCAGUGGUGGACACAGUAAUUGGGGGCAGACUGAGACUCCUCUAUGAGGACGGUGACAGUGAUGAUGACUUCUGGUGCCACAUGUGGAGUCCUCUCAUCCAUCCUGUGGGCUGGUCACGGAGAGUCGGCCACGACAUAAAGAAGACAGAAGAAAAACGUAAUGACAUGGCAAACCAUCCCACCUUCCGGAAAAUUUACUGUGAUGCUGUCCCCUAUCUGUUUAAGAAGGUACGAGCUGUCUAUUCUGAAGGUGGAUGGUUUGAGCGAGGCAUGAAACUGGAAGCCAUUGACCCCCUGAACCUGGGCAACAUCUGUGUGGCCACUGUAUGCAAGGUUCUCUUGGAUGGGUAUCUCAUGAUCAGCAUUGAUGGAGCAACAUCUGAUGAUGGCUCUGACUGGUUCUGCUAUCAUGCCUCCUCACAUGCCAUCUUCCCUGCCAACUUCUGUAAGAGGAACAACAUUGAGCUGACCCCUCCAAAAGGGCAUGAUGCCAAGACAUUCAGCUGGGAGCGUUACCUGGAAGAGACCAAAUCAAGACCUGCUCCAUCACGUCUCUUCAACACAGACUGUCCAAACCAUGGCUUCAAGGCAGGCAUGAAGGUGGAGGCAGUGGACCUGAUGGAGCCCCGGCUCAUCUGUGUGGCCACAGUGAAGCGUGUAGUCCAACGUCUCCUUAGCAUCCAUUUUGAUGGCUGGGACAACGAGUAUGACCAGUGGGUGGACUGCGAGUCUCCAGACAUUUAUCCUGUGGGGUGGUGUGAGCUGACAGGCUACCAGCUCCAACCACCAGUGGUUCCAGAGCCCACAACUCCAGCGAAGGCCAAGGAGGUGCCCAAGAAGAAGAAGAAACCCUAUGGAAAGAAGAGAAAAAAGUUACCUGCCAAAGCCCGCAGUGUCAAGCAGACUGUCAAGAAACCUUCUGCCACAAAUUCAAAACGAGAAGCAAAAGCUGCCAGCCAGGCUUUGCCAGAACCAGCACCUGAUGAGAUCAUUGCUGUGCGGGUGAAAGAAGAAACUAUUGACCCUGCAGAUGCAGAAUUUGGAGAGACAGAGCUUCCUGUUCCCAUCAGCAGCAUAAAACAGGAGGACACAGACUGAUUUGGAGCAUUCUCCAGCUGCCCACGGCACCUUCACCUUGUGGCUCUUUAGGGAAGGUCCUGGCAAAGGGAAACAGGACCAAAAGGGCCUUCCUUUUUCAAAGCAGACCACCCUGCAGCAUCAUAACUCUGCUUUUCCUGGUGUGCAAGAAAAUUUCCCCCAGACUUGUAAUAUUAAGCCCUGGCAAACAGCAGAAAGACCGCAGGCAUGCUGAGGAGCAUGACCAGGGUGGCUGCUGUGGUUGUGCAUGCCUGAUUUUGAAGGCACCUUUUGGAGCAGGAGCUCCAAACGGAAAAAGGCUGCUGGAGCACAAAAGGCCAGUUUGGAUUCUUGGCUGUGGCUGGAGGUGACAAGCUGCUGUCCAACGUGAUGAGUACAGGACAUAUCGGGCAAGGAGCUGCCCCCAUAGGCCUUUGGUGCUGUGCUCUCUGGUCUAAGUGCUGCAAACCCCAAGAAAAUCAGGAUGGGAAGAGUGGAAAGAGGCGAAGAAACAAAAAGAGAUGAUGAUGCCUGCUGAAGAAGAGAGACUUUUUUCAUAGAAUGGUUGGGUUGGAAGAGGACCUUAAAGAUCUCAAGAUCUUCAUCUAGUUUUAAUACCCCUACUGUGGGCAGGGACACCUUACACUAGAUCAGGUUGCCCAGAGCCCCAUCUG